AUGGCUGAUUCAACUUAUUGUUCUAGGUGUGGUGAGGCCUCUAAGUCCAUUGCUCAUGUUCUUCAGGACUAUUUUCAUGCUAGACAGCAAGUUAGGGGAUCGAAAGGAUGUUUGGAGAAAGAAAGGGUUGGUUUGUUAGAGAUAAAGGACUACUUCCACGUUCGAUAUAACUUUCCAACUUGGAAUGCUAGUGAUUCUAACUGUUGUGGAUGGAGCGGUGUUGUAUGCGAUCAACCCACUGGGCGUGUGACGGAUCUUCUUCUUGAAAGUCUUCACUCUGAUCAAAAGGUUAUGAACUUCUCAUUGCUGCUUCCUUUCCAACAGUUAGAGUAUCUUGAUUUAUCAGACAACUAUUUCAAUGGUUCCGUUGUGAUUGAAGGCCUUUGUGGAUUGAAGAAUCUGCUGGAACUGGACAUGAGUCAUAAUUUUAUUAGUAGUCUUCCCAAGUGCAUGAGCAACUUGACAAGCCUUACGGUACUUGAUAUUUCAUCAACUACUCUGACGGGGAAAUUUCCUUCUUUCAUCACAAGUCUCAACUCACUCAAAUAUUUCUCUCUCUUUGAUAGCAAUGUUGAUGGCUCAUUUUCAUUCAACUUAUUGGUUAACCAUUCAAAACUUGAGGUUUUUUUGCUGUCAUCAGUUGCUCAUAACUUGCAUGUAGAAACUGAAUCUUCACCAUGGCUCCCAACUUUUCAAUUGAAGGCUCUUCAACUUGGAAACUGUAAUUUGGAUUCUAUUCCCAGUUUUCUUUUGUAUCAGCAUGAGUUAAGGCUACUUGAUCUUUCUCGCAACAAGCUGCAUGGAGAGUUUCCAACUUGGAUCUUAAAUAACAACUUAAAAUUAGAGACCUUGCGUUUGGCAAGUAACAUGUUCACUGGAACUUUGCAACUUCCUACCUCCCAACAUGGUUUACUUAACCUAAGAAUUUCAAGCAACAAGUUUGGUGGUCAAAUCCCAAAAAGCUUCGGUAGUAUCUUCCCAAAUCUCUCCUAUGUAAAUCUUGCUCAAAAUAAUUUUGAGGGUAGGCUUCCAUCUUCAAUGGUUGAAAUGCUAAGGGUAAAGAUAUUGGACUUGUCCAAUAACAAAUUGUCAGGAGAAUUUCCAAAACAUUUUUUCUCAAACUGGUCCUCAUUGAUUCUGCUGAAUUUAUCUCACAACAACUUCAGUGGAAGGGUAAUUCCGAAGUUUUCCCAUCAUGCAAAAUUAAACUUUUUGUUUUUAAAUAACAAUCACUUGGGUGGAAAACUUGAAGAUGGAAUUUUCGACAAGUCUUCAUUGAUAGCCAUGGACAUAUCAAGCAACAUGGUAUCAGGGAGGAUCCCUAGAUGGAUUAGCAACUUUACAUCACUCAAAUUACUUUCAAUGUCAAAGAAUCUUCUAAAAGCUGAGGUUCCCAUUGAAAUGUGCAGUCUAGUUGUCAUCGAGUAUUUAGACCUUUCAGAAAAUAGUUUAUCUGGAUCCUUGCCUGAAUGCUUGCUUCAUAUGGAUUUGUUGAGAUUCUUGCAUUUGCAAAAGAAUGCUCUCAAAGGUUUUAUGCCAAACAAUAUCUCUGACAUUUUAUAUUCAUUAGACCUAAGGGACAAUGAAUUUUAUGGACAAAUUCCAGAUGUGAUGUUUUCCAAUUUUGCCCAAUUGAGGUACCUUUUAUUGGGAGGGAAUGAACUGAAUGGUAGCAUUCCUAUCACCUUGUGUGAUUUAAAUGAACUCAGGAUUGUGGAUCUUUCAAGAAAUAGGCUCACUGGAAUAAUACCUUCAUGCCUUGCCUACAACUCAUUUGCAGUGGACCCCAUGGAUGGUUGCCAAGCACUUACUAGUAUAUUCCUAUGUGUUGGAAAUAGAGAACCAUUGCAAUCAGACUGGUACAUCCUUGAACAAUCAGAUACUUCAUUCAACACCGGUUUGGUAUUGAACAAAAAUUCUCUUGAUGAUGUGUAUUUGAUUAUUCAGCCGCAACCAGCAGAGUUUAGAACAAAGAAUAACAUCUACUAUUACACAGGGAAUAUCCUAGAACUGAUGUCUGGAUUGGAUUUGUCAUGUAAUGAAUUAAGUGGUAGCAUUCCACCAGAAAUAGGGUUCUUAGGAAACAUCAAUGCCUUGAACCUUUCACAUAACCACUUAUCAGGAACUAUACCUCAAAGCUUUUCCAAUCUUGUGAAAGUGGAGAGUUUGGACCUUUCCUUCAAUAACUUGAGUGGUGCAAUACCAUCUAAUUUGACUAUGUUGUACUUUUUGGCCAUCUUUAAUGUCUCAUAUAAUAACUUGUCAGGUUCAACUCCUACUGCAGGACAAUUUGCUAGCUUUGGUGUGGACAACUACAAAGGCAAUCCAGGUCUUAUUUUUAGUCCAUUUAACACAAUCUUGUCACCUCUUCAUACAUCUCCAGAUAUACAAAGAUAUGAAGGAGAAAAUUGCACAACCAUUGAGUUGGUUUCUUUCUACUGGGGAUUUGUUAUCUCUUUGUUCACAGUGUUGUUGGAAUGGUCUCUUCUAAGCAUCUAG
Messenger RNA from Abrus precatorius (Indian licorice), 2499 nucleotides. Its product is annotated as receptor-like protein 13. Lineage: Eukaryota; Viridiplantae; Streptophyta; Magnoliopsida; Fabales; Fabaceae. Gene Ontology annotation, molecular function: protein binding. The coding region runs from base 1 to 2499 and encodes 832 amino acids. The record is from RefSeq and is a predicted model, not a curated record. The transcript is spliced from 5 exons.